ACCACCACAUCUACAACCACUUUGGAGACCACUACUGAUCCCCCAGUCACCACCACACCUACAACCACUUCGGACAACCUACCAGCAGGUGUUGGCCACUACCAAAUGAGCAUGAUUCCUUAUCUUGACGCAGAGUUCCAACAGCCCUUCACAGGUUCUGGGAUGGAGAUGGCUCUGAACCGGUCGGUGUACGUGGCUGUACAGGUGGAAGGAGUGGACAGCAGGCAGAUCUCGACAGUGAUUGACUCCUGUUGGGCCACCCCCAUUAAUGACCCUCUAAGCAGUGUGCGUUGGGACCUUAUUGUGCAGGAGUGCCCCAAUCCUGCUGACGGGACUGUGGAGAUUCUGCAGAAUGGUGUGUCCACCAGUAGCCAUUUCUCGUUCAAGAUGUUCACAUUCACUUCAAACUCCACCACCAUUUUCUUGCAUUGCCAGAUUCACUUGUGUGUGCUCAGCGGGAACAACUGCUCCACGUCCUGCUAUCCUGGGAAUCAAAGAGUUCAGAGGUCCGUUAAAUUCCAGGACACUUCUUCCAUGUAAAUUGGCUCUUUUGUCUUACAACAGACACAGACAGACAUGGGAGUCCUGGAGCGGAUCUCUGUGGCCGGUGCUCCAGCUUCUGUCGGUUCUCUGCUGCCCCUGAUACUUUCAGUCGUGGCUGCAGUUCUACUGUAUUAGGGCAUCUUAGGAGCAACCAUUCCAUCUCACACUCCUUACGUUGAAGGAAAACCUCCAUAGAUCCUUAUGUGACUUCCUUUCAGAUAGUUUUUUUUUUUCCACUCAGGGAUUGUUAACAUACAGAUUUUUGUUGUUCUGCUUUAAUUUUACGGGGAAAUUCCUAAAUGACUUGUAUUUUGGUAGCUGCGAUAUGUGAUAUUCUUUA
Scleropages formosus (Asian bonytongue) is the source of this 883-nucleotide messenger RNA. Its product is annotated as pancreatic secretory granule membrane major glycoprotein GP2-like. NCBI's taxonomy places the organism in Eukaryota, Metazoa, Chordata, Actinopteri, Osteoglossiformes, Osteoglossidae. The record is from RefSeq and is a predicted model, not a curated record. The transcript is spliced from 4 exons. The annotation marks the transcript as partial.